Parnassius apollo (apollo) is the source of this 1206-nucleotide messenger RNA. Lineage: Eukaryota; Metazoa; Arthropoda; Insecta; Lepidoptera; Papilionidae. The record is from the annotation of a GenBank genome assembly.
AUGAUGUUGAUGAGCAAUCGUGGCAGAGUUACUCGCAUUAUGUGCAUCAAUUGCAACAUAUGUGUUAAUACACUGCGUCGAUACCGUGCUUUGGAACUCGACAUAAAAGUUACCACAUUACUCUGUAGCUGGGUGUAUCCACAAAUCAUUACCGAGGAUGACUAUAUCUGUGAAGCAUGCAGAGAUCUAGCAAUAAGUGUAAAUCAUAGUUUACAAGAAAUAUCUGGCAUUGAUAACCAACAACCUCGACCAAGUCCACAAGGCCACACUAGUGUAUGCCUUUUAUGUGGGUGUUCCCUUUUGCGACGGAAGAGUGACAGAAUAUUGAGAGAUAACCCCAUGGACCUGCAUAAGUUGAUGUUUACUAUUAUUGAAAACAGGGUUGCUCCACGACAGGUAACAGAAACUGAUAAGGUAUGUCACCCUUGUUGGUUGCGGACUCAAAGAGAGGCCCGUCGUACCUAUGAUGUGAACAGACCACAAUCUGCAACUGAGCAUUUGUUAACAGCAGAUAUGCCUAUAAUAGCAGAGGUGCAGCCAUCUGUUUCAAAUGAAGAAGAUACACAUCACGAUAGACUAGAUACUCGUACUGAUAGCAGUCCAUCAUUGCUGGCCAAACAUUUAUUUACUGGUUUGGAUGCAGCUCCACCAAACACAACUGAACAAGAUUCUUCAACGAAUAUUCUAUUAACGGAAGCAGAUGUUAUCAAUACUCCUACAAUACAGUCACCACAGCGACCCAGACUUGAAUGUGUUCCUGAGACAUCGCAUUUGUCUUCACGGCCAAGUGAAGUACGCAUAGUGUCUCAAAGCCCCAUGCCAAGAGCACAUGUUGUGCCCAGCACCCCUCCAAGAGUUGGUUCGCCAGAAAAAAUGGAAAUUGACAAUAUCACAAUUCGUAAAAGGAAGACAAAGGAUUCUUUUGAUUGCUCCUUUAUAUCACACAGAUCGGAUUGCAGAAGACACAGCCUACCUGAUCUAUCGAUUGGUUAUGACAGUGAUCCAGACGAAUUAAGGGAAGAAAUAAAAAAUUUACAGAAGAAAUUGGAUAGUGCUAAUGGUGAAAUUGAUAACUUAAACUAUGAAAUAUAUAACUUAUCUAAAAAAUUAAAAGAUCGGCAAAAAAACUAUAGAAAACCAAAAAAACUUGCUACCGAAUCCACUACUAGCUCUAAAAAAUAUAACUCUACGAAAAAAAAUUGUUAA